Molecule: messenger RNA, 666 nt
Organism: Helianthus annuus (common sunflower)
Lineage: Eukaryota; Viridiplantae; Streptophyta; Magnoliopsida; Asterales; Asteraceae
Product: F-box/kelch-repeat protein At3g23880-like
Exons: 1
Coding region: 13-666 (217 amino acids)
Molecular function (GO): protein binding
Source: RefSeq, a predicted model, not a curated record
ACAAGAAAGACCAUGGAGGAACCCCAUUCACCUCACAACAACAUCACCCCAGAGCUUCCGAUUGAUAUAAUAAAUUCGGAAAUCUUACCAAGACUUCCGGCAAAAUCCGCAGUUGGUUUCAAGUGUGUUUGCAAACAAUGGUUAUCGCUCCUCUCAACACAAGAAUUUGCCACAAUGCAUUAUUGCCGCGCUGCAGCCAGCCGCAAGCUUCUCUAUGUUGACAAGCGAUCACCUUCUAUUCGCACAAUUGAUUGUGAAUCCCCUAAUCAUGGCUCAACCACGAUCAACCAUAUCCCAUUCGAAGCACGUCCUUCAGAUCUUGUGGUUCUAGCAAGUUUGGACGGAUUGGUAUGUUUGUGCCUAAAGAAAACUUGCGAGUUAGUGAUUUGGAAUCCAUUGAUGAGUGCCUACAAGAAGUUGCCCAACUCAAAGUCUCAAGGCUUCUUCAAAGUCGGCUGUGAUACUGUCGGGUUCUAUGUUGAUUCUUCUAACGAUUACAAGAUUCUACAUAUAAAACUAAGGCGGGGUACCAUUGGGGCUUACAUCUAUUCGCGGAGAUUAGAUACAUGGAGAAAUAUAAAAUUCUUAAAAAAGCGUCAGCGUAUCUACAACUAUAAGUGGUCUUCGGUUAUUUUCUCCGGGGAUAGCCUUUAUUGUAAGAACUAG